Messenger RNA from Plutella xylostella (diamondback moth), 409 nucleotides. RefSeq names its product dynein light chain roadblock. NCBI's taxonomy places the organism in Eukaryota, Metazoa, Arthropoda, Insecta, Lepidoptera, Plutellidae. Gene Ontology annotation, biological process: microtubule-based movement. Gene Ontology annotation, cellular component: cytoplasmic dynein complex. The record is from RefSeq and is a predicted model, not a curated record.
ACCAAACAACUGAUCUGACGUUUACUACCUAUCAAAAUGGCCAACGAAGCGGAAGAAACCGUCCGUAAAUUAACCCUCCACAAGGGUGUAGCCGGCGUAAUAAUCGUGAACGGCGAAGGUAUACCCAUCAAGACCACUCUAGACAACCACACGUCGGUACAAUACGCCGGUUUGAUGUCUUCUCUGGUUGACAAAGCUAGGUCUGUGGUCAGAGACUUGGAUCCCACAAACGAACUGACCUUCCUGAGGAUACGAAGCAAGAAGACCGAAGUUAUGGUGGCUCCAGACAAAGAUUUUAUACUUAUAGUGGUGCAGAAUCCUACGGACUAGCUAAGGCUUUUCUUUUAGGCGUGGAGUAGACAUCUUGUGUACCUUUGCAAGGAUUUGAAUACAUGCCUAAAACUAUAAA